Messenger RNA from Oikopleura dioica, 207 nucleotides. The record is from the annotation of a GenBank genome assembly. Lineage: Eukaryota; Metazoa; Chordata; Appendicularia; Copelata; Oikopleuridae.
AUGCUCAAGAAACAAGGCAUCGUCAAGAAGGACCCGAAAUUCGACGACAGAAGAUUUCUCCCUACUCCUCAACAAAAAGAAAGGUGCGCAUUAAUAAAAGACGAUGCUGAGGAAAAGCGACUGGCGGAACUUCUUGCGUCCAAGAAUCCAGAAGACAUCGCCCUGGCAAAUGAAAUGAUCAAAACCAUGUACGAGCAAGACAGUUAA